CGCUGCGAUGACUGGGGGGUGGACACCAUGAAGCAGAUCCAGAUUUACGAUGGGGAACCUGCCAAGAUCAAAUGCCCGCUCUUCGAGACCUUCUUGAAGUACAACUACAGCACAGCCCAUUCUGCUGGCUUAACCCUCAUCUGGUACAGGAUCGGGCAGGACCGGGAUCUGGAGGAGCCCAUUAAUUUUCGUCUUCCAGACAAUCACAUCAGUAAGGAGAAAGACACCCUAUGGUUCUGGCCUGCUCUUCUCAAUGACACUGGAAAUUAUACGUGCAUGCUCAGAAAUACAACCUACUGCAGCAAAGUUGCGUUUCCCUUGGAAGUUGUUCCAAAAGACCAACACUCUUGCGUGAGCCAUUCAGUAAAACCCACCGAGGAGAUGUUCUACUUGGAGCAUACCAACGAGAAGAUCAUAUGUCCAGAUAUUGAUGGGUUUUACCCUGCUAGUGUGACACCAACUGUCAAGUGGUACUUCAACUGCAGCUUGGUGGAUGGCUUCUAUGAGCGAUACCCGCAAGGGCCCAGGCUUGUCAUCGGCAUUGUCCGCAGUCCGUAUAAAGGGAAUUACACUUGUAUUGUGACGUUCAAGGAUCAUGGAAGAACCUAUAACCUCACCAGAACCAUACACAUGAAGGUGGUUGGAUCUCCAAACAAGGCCUUGCCACCACAGUUCACCUCUCCAAAUGAGAAAGUUGUCUACGAACUGGAAGCAGGAGAUGACCUUGUUCUGCCCUGUGAGGUCUUCUUCACCUUUCUGAAGGACUCCCGGACUGAGGUGUGGUGGACUAUUGAUGGGAAAAACACAGAUGACAUCAUGGACCCCAGGAUAAAAGUCACACAAAGUGAAAUUACUAGAGAAUUUGAAGACAAAACUAUCAUAAGGACUCUAACAGUUGCAAAAGCCACACCAGAGGACUUGAAACGGAACUAUACUUGCUAUGCCAGAAACGCCAAAGGCGAGGACCACAGCCAGGCUGUUGUGCGCAUGAAAGUUGUAGCACCGAAGUACACCGUGGAGCUGGCCUGUGGACUCGGGGCAACCAUCCUGCUCAUUGUGGUGCUGAUAGUCAUCUAUCACGUUUAUUGGCUUGAAAUGGUGCUCUUCUAUCGGGCUCAUUUUGGAACAGAUGAAACCAUUCUAGAUGGGAAGGAGUACGACGUGUACGUGUCCUACGCGCGCAACGCCGAGGAGGAGGAAUUUGUGCUGCUGACGCUGCGGGGAGUCUUGGAGAACGAGUUUGGGUACAAGCUGUGUAUCUUCGACAGAGACAGCCUCCCCGGGGGAAUUGUCACAGAUGAAACUCUGAGCUUCAUCCAGAAAAGCCGACGUCUGCUUGUUGUCCUGAGCCCCAACUACGUCUUGCAGGGGACACAGGCCCUGCUGGAGCUCAAGGCUGGUCUAGAGAAUAUGGCCUCCAAGGGCGAUAUCAAAGUCAUUCUAGUGCAGUACAAAGCCAUCAAGAAGAGCAAAGUGAAGGAGCUGAAGCAGGCCAAGGCGGCCUUGACUGUCAUUAAAUGGAAAGGCGAGAAAUCCAAGUUCCCCAAGGGCAGGUUCUGGAAGCAGUUGCAGGUGGAAAUGCCAGUGAAAAAAAAUAGUAGGAAUUUGGGCCUUGAUGGGCUCAUACGUAUCCCUGAAAAAUGUUUGGCACCAUCAGAAAAAAAACAAACCCCAAAAAUCCACAAGUUAGACCAGGGAGUGGGAAGGAACUCGGGGUUUUUGCCGUGA
Pterocles gutturalis (yellow-throated sandgrouse) is the source of this 1728-nucleotide messenger RNA. RefSeq names its product interleukin 1 receptor accessory protein (gene IL1RAP). Gene Ontology annotation, molecular function: interleukin-1 receptor activity. The record is from RefSeq and is a predicted model, not a curated record. NCBI's taxonomy places the organism in Eukaryota, Metazoa, Chordata, Aves, Pterocliformes, Pteroclidae. Gene Ontology annotation, biological process: signal transduction.